AAAAUGUAAUUUACAGAUCGGGCACGAUCCUGCGAACUCAUUUUUCACCAUCACUGUUCACGCGGGUCUUUCUCGACGAUGGCGCUGCAACAGAGCCCACGUGCGUGGGUUCCCGUGCCAUGCGAGAACCCAUCGGCAGCGCCAUGUCACCGCUCGUUGCACGUGUGCGCUGUGCGCAAGGACUCGCUCUACAUCUUCGGAGGCUAUGAUGGCUCCAACCGCAUCAACGACUUUUACGAGUUCAACUUCAAGCGUAAAUUGUGGUCGGUAGUUCUGGCCAUUGGCUCUGCGCCGAGCCCGCGCGACCGCCAUGUUGCUGUGGUCUACAAAGAUUCAUUUUAUGUGUUCGCGGGCUUCGACGGCAGCUCCCGCGUCAAUGACUUUAUAGAGUACAACUUCUUGACACAGAGGUGGAGCAACGUCGUGGUUAGUGCUGGGUUGCCGCCUACUGCUCGACACAGCCAUGCUGCUGUGGUGUAUGACAAAUCGAUGUAUUGUUUCGGAGGAUACGACGGUAGCUACAGGAACGACUUUCAUGAGUUCAAUUUUGAAACAAAUACCUGGUCGCUAGUGGCAGCCACAGGACGCGUUCCUCGACCUCGGUAUCGAUCCUCGUUGGUGGUGCAUAAUCACACGUGCGUUCUGUUUGGUGGCCACGAUGGGUCUCGCCACCUCAACGAUGUCCACGUAUAUGACUUCGAUACUCGAGUCUGGUCGUUGCUGGCAACGGAGGGCCCAGCACCAAUUGCUCGUGAUAGUCAUGUUGCUGUCAUCCACUCGAAUUCCAUGUACAUAUUCGGUGGCAGCACGGGCACUGCAGUGAACGAUUUCUACGAGCUUGAUUUGGAGGUGAAUACGUGGCAACCGAUGCAGUUUAAUGGUCAACCACCAGGACAGCGCUUUUGCCACGUCGGCGCCGUUUACGACUCCAGCCUGAUCAUCUUCGGCGGCUACGAUGGAAGUAGUCGGCUUAAUGACUUUAAGCAGUUCCGUUUUGGAGAGGAAGAGUUUCAACUGGAGAUUCCGGAGAGCACACUGAUUGAUGAUCUGAGGAUGUUGGUGAACAACGACAUUAUGAGCGAUGUGACUUUUAUUGUUGAGGGAAUUCCUGUGUAUGGACACAAGAUUUUGUGUAUCCGCUGCAACUACUUCAACGCGAUGCUGACAGGAGAGAUGCUGGAGAGUCGAGCACGAGAGAUCCAGAUCACCGACGUGCGUCGCCCAAUUUUCAUUUCGUUGAUGGAGUAUCUCUACACAGACUACUUGGACGUCGCCGUUGAUGUGGCGAUGGAGCUGUUUGUCACUGCUGACCGGUACGGAGUUGAACGCUUGAAGCGCAUCUGCGAAAGUAAAAUGCUCGGAUCGUUAUGUGUCGAGAAUGCUGCUAGUAUUUUCCACGCUGCAGACCUGCACAACGCAACUGUGCUACGAGACCAGUGCGUCGCCUUCAUGCUGCACAACUUCGACGCCGUGACGAAAACCGAUGCCUUCGAAGAAAUGGGCCGAACCAAUGUUGAAUUGGUCUUCGAACUACUGAAGCGCCGUUAGAACUUUACAAAAGUGCACCGAGCAGGCUUUCUUGUCCAACUUUAUAGAAUAAAAACUUUAAAACACCGUAGUUCUCUUGGCCGCAAUUAUUCGUCAAAGGAACGAAUACGGUUAUGUAUUGAAGCUCU
Phytophthora nicotianae INRA-310 is the source of this 1676-nucleotide messenger RNA. RefSeq lists its product as hypothetical. The transcript has 11 exons. Bases 79 to 1548 code for a protein of 489 amino acids. Gene Ontology annotation, cellular component: Golgi apparatus. The record is from RefSeq and is a predicted model, not a curated record. NCBI's taxonomy places the organism in Eukaryota, Oomycota, Peronosporomycetes, Peronosporales, Peronosporaceae. Gene Ontology annotation, molecular function: protein binding.